This is a messenger RNA of Penicillium digitatum Pd1, 1725 nucleotides long. RefSeq lists its product as uncharacterized. The record is from RefSeq and is a predicted model, not a curated record. Lineage: Eukaryota; Fungi; Ascomycota; Eurotiomycetes; Eurotiales; Aspergillaceae.
AUGGAUGACACCAUCCUAUUGUGCAGCAUCUGUCCUGGGCAGCCCCAGUUCAGCGAUGUUUCCCACUUGUUGACACAUGCUGCCUCCAAGGCUCACCUAGCCAACCACUUCAAGCUCAAGCUCCGCACUGAUGAUCCCAACGCAAUCGAGCUCCUCAAGCAGUACGACGACUGGUUCGACGCCAAUGGCUUCGCGAAGCAGCUGGCUGCUCGCAUGGCUAGCAAAGAAAUUCGGAAGAAAAGAAAGUCUGAUGAAGCAUCGUCUUCCCAGACCACUAAACGCACAAAAAGCCAAGCAUCCGAUGUCGAGCUUGAGGGCUCCAGCACUCGCACAAUUACAAGCACCCCAGUUCCUGAUUGCCUCGAUCCUCGCCUAGCCGAUUCUCACAUUGACAAACAGCACCAUCAAACCAUCACGCCAACUACUCCAAACAGAUUGUCUACGGCGAACAGCAACGCAAAAGCUCAAACGGGUCCGGUCCUUCGCUCGAUGCGAUCCUUGAAUGGCACAAAGUCAAACUUCCUGCAGCCGGUGGAUGCUUCUGGACCUAGCACUGAAACCCGAUCGUUGGCUUUGCCGAUGACAUCGAUACAGUGCCGACGUAAACCGGACCCCCUGGAGAGAACCUGGACUUCCGGCAAAGAUAACUCUGAUCCUUUCAUCGACUCUGGCGAUCAGACUCAGACAUCGUCUGGUGACGCUGAGAUGGACAAGGCUCGGGCCGAAGAAAUUGCAAGACUUAAGGGAGUUCUAUGGCCAGGCAUGGAUAUUUUUGAUUCCGCAACGGCGCAGAUGCGUCGUCGGCGCAACCAGAAGAAGGAUAGUACUGUGUUGAAGAUGAUGGAACUUGGUUCUUCGCUUGUGGAGCCAACCGAACUGGUCUUUUCCCCACAUGGAACCAUGUUGAAGGAGCGUGUGAUCACGGGCAAUGUGGAGGAAUACAGCCCACUGAAAGGGGAGACUCCAAUCCCCAGGCGAGGCCUCACUCGUACCAGGAUUGCUCGUUUGACCACAGCAGACCCCAACGUGCCCCGUGCUGUGGACAGAAAGCGACAAAAAACCGAGAGAGACCACAAAAAACUUGAAGAAUCAGUCAAAGAAGAGCGAAAAUCCCCCCGCCGCUCGCGCCGCGCAGUAGACCGUGCUCAAUCUUAUGUUGGCAACGAUGACGAGUUUGGUUUUACUGUCAAUACCUUUGGCAAACGGCCGAGGGGUGGCUUCGACGUCUUUGUUGAUGAAGAAAAAGAAGAAGACGAUGGCAAAACAUUUUAUCAGGAACUGGAAUACAGAACGCAAUUUGACACACUGACCCCCACUCGCCUUGUUUUGAACGGAAAGACGAACACCGGUAUUCAUGCCUCGAGAACUGGGCACAUAUCCCUCGACAAAGAAAACAUCGAGCCUAUUCUGAACCCCCAAGGCCGAAUUGGCCCCCCUGGUUGGCACUCCCCAUUCGCUAAACGCACUGACCCUGAUGACUUUGGAUUCGGCCCUGCAUACCUUUCUGAUCUUGGGGAUCCGUAUGACAGCUUUGACAAGGCUGGGUAUCGAUUCAACCCUCUGCAGGCCCCCUCGAAGCCCCCUUUCUAUGACAGCCAGUACGAAGAGGAGCAAAUUGCAGCCCAGAAUGGCUGGCUUUCAAUUGACCAGACAGUUCCAUCUGAAGAAACCAUCCCGGAAGACGAUCACUUUCCUGCAUACUACUUGACCACCGAUGCGAACUAA